AUGCCAACAUCGGGCGCCCUUGCCACUAGUUGCCUGGUGAUAUCGUCAUUUUACUACUUCAUCGACUAUCGGCCGUGCAGGGGGCGCUCAUCGCAAAUACAAGAACAAAGCAAAACACAAAAACCCUUUGCGACCCGAAGAAGCACAAGUGGUAUUCCCAUUCGCCAAGCAGGACAACAAAGUGCUGUCUCGGCAGCGUCCUCAUCUCAGCUAACACCGCUGCGCAUGCCACCGCCCACUAGUGGUGGCAUCAAUGAGCCGCAAGAAUGUCCCUACUGUCGAAGAACCUUCUCUUGCUACUACUCACUUAAGCGACACUUUCAAGACAAACAUGAACAAUCCGAUACGCUGUACGUAUGUGAAUUCUGCCAUCGCCGAUAUCGGACGAAAAAUUCGCUAACGACACACAAAAGCCUCCAGCACCGUGGGUCGAGUGGAAUGCUAAAGCGACUACUGAAGACAUCGGCCAUCAAGAACGUGCUCGGCGGAUCAAGCACCAACAGCAACUCAGGUAUUCACGGUUCCAGCCAUCCGCGGCCACAUCUCUUCGAUUUCGCCGCAGAGCUAGGGCAACCUCCACCAGGUAUACAGUAAAAUUAUUUCCUUUUCUCCCAUCUGAGGAGAAAGGAGGAACAGGAAACAACAUACGCAGCUAAGUCAUCCAUUUUUAGUGUAUACAAUAUUCAAUAAGUAUAACUGGCAGUUUGUCCAUGUCUAAAGAGUUGUCAAAUCACACGCGAUCAGCGAUCGUCAACUACCAGCAUAUCUAUGAUUUUCCUUCCUCUUUUCGACAGAUUUUUUCUUAUUCUCGGUAAGGAAGCAAAUCAAAGGAGCAUAUCUUAAACAAUUCAUGGAGUGUGAGAUGGCGAAUGUGCAAUAUAAUAAAUUGAUAAAAUCAAAAAUCACAUUUUAAGUUGUAACAAAAUUCAGUCCUUAGGAUAUGUUUUCUUCCUUCUUUUUAAAUCUGUUAUGACCUUAACGUCAAAUAUCCAAUUAUUAGUAGUGUUUUUGACUCGGUUUACAGUUUUUAUUUAACACUGACACAUGUCGUAUUCAACGAUUUCAACACAAAAUAUGACGCAAUUCCUAUUAUUCCCAGAAACCUCCAAAACUUUGCCUCUAAGAAGUGACGUGGAAAGCACAAAGACAUUAUUUCUGUAUAGUUUACUAAUGUUGUGGGAUGAGCAAACUUACAUCAAUCUACGGCAGCUUCAAAUGAUGAACACAGUCUUUUAAUGGCAAAGGUGAUAAGAAACUAGCUUCUGAUACAUUAAAAAUUAAAAUUAAAUAAUAUGAAUUCGCAUAUGUCGAUGGAGUCAACAUGAUUACAUUGAAAACAUUUGAAUGUACCGUGUCUAGUUGAUCUGAAGUUCUCAAACUUUCAAUAUCCAAAUUUUUCGCGACUACCAUACCUACAUGGUUUGGAUUUCUGUUUAAUCAAAUCUGGCGAUAAUUAAGAAAAUUUAUUUAAUUAGCUUUGAACUGAGAGAUCUUCGAUAUAACUUUUGAUAACUAUAUGGUGUACCAGCUAAUAUAAAUUCGGUUUAUUAAUACACUCAGGUCUUUUUUACACGGGAGAUUUAUACCGUGUAAAUAAAGUCUUUCAAACAUGUUCACAUGCUGAAAUAUCUUUUUUUUUAAUGGAUGUUGAUGAAAAAGAAACUUAGUAUGGUAGAUUACCCAGUUUUGGUCCUAGCUCCAGUAUUUGACCCUAGUGAGAAUAUGUGAGACCGAUAACAUUGAUGAAAUCGGCUCAAGGUGGCUUUAUUUCAGUAACAGUCAAAAGACAAAAUUUCAGUUCAAUUUAGUAGCCCUACAUUUCGGUUGAUUCCAACAUGUCUUCGAUUUUGACGUUCUGGUUCGAUGGGAUUUGACGUUUUAGUUCAGAGUGCUAUACUGAAGUAAUAGGCAAAUUAACACGUUGUUGGAAAUUUCAGUUUCAUGUUUGUUUUAAUCCAUGUUAAAUUUACUUCCAAGUAUUGAAGAUUCACAGAAACCGUUUUUUCCUAAAUAAUUCAAUCGCGGUAGCUUUGCGGAGCCGUAGUUCAUUAUGCAUUUUACAAUGUUUCUUUAAACUAGAGUUAGCUGAAGGGGCCGAAUACUCGUGGCUUUUUCGAGUUUACGGGCUACAAUUUAUAAACAGAUUGGGAGGGGAUCUAAGAAAAUUUAAUCAGGAAAGCGAUUGAUAUUUUAUCUCCAUCGCCGUUGUAUUGCAGUAUUCGAUUUGAACGUGGGAGAUGCACUGCGGUGACGGAUAAGUGCUCUUAGUUUUUUUGAAAGGACAGAUGGUUGACGAUAAAACUCUACCGAAACACACAAAAAAAACACUAAAAAUGGGCAUGGUUUGGGACAAAGAUGAGAGACACUUAGUUUGGAACACGGACAAACAAAAUGAAAAUACAUUCUUGUUAAGUAAUUUUAUCUAUCAAAAUUGAUGAUCGACGAAAACAAUGACCACUUAAAAGUUAGUUGCAUCAAAAGUGUUUUCAACAUCGGAAGCAUCAAACUAAUGAUAUUCCUCACGGAAUCAGAUAUAUUCAACAUUUCGACAAUGUAAUCCACAGUUCCAAAAAACAUGAACAUAACAUCAUGUUGAUUUGGCUGUAAAGUUAAAGCAUUUGAAGCCUUGUAAGAACCUGGAUGUCGUGAAAAGUUCCUAUCAAAAUCGAAUGAUGUGAGACCCAGUGGAUGGGUUUUCGGAACAUUACCGCUACUUCAUGAUUUUUCCAAGAUAAAUCAAGGUUCAAUACGCGAGGGUUUCCAUUCCUGGAUCGCUGGAGGUCAAAGUGGAUGUUACCCGAGUUAAUUCUGGAAGAUGGAGCGACAGUUCUCAGGACUUCUAAGAAGAAACACUUCAAAGACCGCUCGAGUUUUUCUCUCUGCUGCUUGUACCUCAGACAAUCAGCGGGAGCAUGCGGAAUUCAAAAACAAUAAACACAUUUCGAGGUGGCUCGACAAGAAUCCUCCGUAUGCUUCUCCUCACACAAACCGCUGCAGUGUGCCCUAGUUGCUAGCAUUUUGUUCAGUUCAUUAACUUUGGUACAAACAAGUAGGCCUUCUUCAUUCCAACGAGGGAGACUGAAUACAUUAGAAUGCAGUCAACUUAGGGUUAUGUUAGGGUUCUUUAAGACACCAACCCGGCCUUUCAGGAGUCAUACUCGCUUCGCUGACAAUUCCUACGAUUUCAAAAUUCCGACAGGGAAUGUACACGCGAUACUCCAUCGAAAAAAGCUCAAUCCUGUUUGCCUGCACAUGGUCACCAACGGUAAUGCCCAGUUUGUUUGGACUCACCUUCAUAAUCUCGUUCACGGUCGCAAAAUAUUUUACCAGAUCCUUUGAAGUCUGAUUAAAAUUCAAAGCUUUUUGUUUUUGCUGGAAGAAAACAACCAACUAUCGCUUCUUCUAAGUAAGCCUAAGAGCAUGGGGAGCUGGUGUUUUCGAGGGUACAGGAAGACAGUGUCAAAGGUGGACGAAGGGUGGACCUCAGGACACCCAAAACAUCACCACCAAAGGCAUCCAUGUCAUCAGAAGGAAGCAGAGUUUUCAGAGAAUCAUCUUUAGAGAUAUCGGGACGUAAAUCCACUGCGUACUUUGAUCUUUUGCACGGAAAACAAAUCAAGGGAAAAAAAAUCCUUUGAUUGUAGUAUUAAUGGUGCAGCAUUUUAAAGGAGAACUUGAAGAUUUCGGGUGUAGAAGCAACUACAAAAUCCAGCUACAUAAGGCAAAUGAACUGUCAAA
Molecule: messenger RNA, 3738 nt
Organism: Ochlerotatus camptorhynchus
Lineage: Eukaryota; Metazoa; Arthropoda; Insecta; Diptera; Culicidae
Product: broad-complex core protein isoforms 1/2/3/4/5-like
Exons: 3
Coding region: 1-594 (197 amino acids)
Source: RefSeq, a predicted model, not a curated record